AUGAACUUGACCCUCCAGUCCUGUCCGCUAGACAUCGCCGAACGAAUAAUAGCGUACCUAGACCUGGAAGAUAUACGGAACCUACGACUGACGGCCAAGGCUGUGACCAUCAAAUUCUCGCAAGGCCGCUUUCGAGGUCUCUGUCGCAUGAAACAGCUCGAUUUGACAGCCGAGUUUCUGCAGGCAUUUACCAAGUCUAUAGCAUCCAGAAGCCAUCAACUCAAGCAUCUGUGUCUCGUCGGACUGUCGCGCAAACCGAAUCUACAUGGUGAUGCAAAAGCAGCAGGCAAAAGACAGGAAUGCCUCGCUGACUAUCUCGCAGACCUAUUCAAUGAGAUCGCAAAAUAUAACGAUGAUGGCUGCCUUGAGGCACUUACUCUUCGAGUAACUAAUGUUUACCAAGAUGGUUCGCGCCAUCUGCCGUCUGAAACUAAAGCUGUGCUGAUGCCAUGUCGUGUAUGGUUCUGCGCAGUGUAUAUGUGGCAGGUCGUGCUACAAGCCCUAGCCGUGAGUCGGCUGCGCAUCCAAAAGUUGAACCUUUUUAACGAUGAGUCGAUGAAACUGUGCAGUUUACCCUGUGACAGGCUCUAUUCUGUUGAGUUACAGGAUUCUAGGGUGGCAGAGUCAUUCUCAAUGCUCAAGUCGCUGUCUUUAAGUUUGUGCACAAGGGUUUUCAAUAUCUACCAAGACAUGGCCGAACCCGGCGAGAGCUAUCUUUGCGCCAAUGCAUGGCAAGAAGGAAUACAAAGGGAUUACCAAGCGGAAGCCACCGAUGAGGUCAAUUUUAUUGGCGUUGCGAAACUUAUCGGUUUAUGUAACCGGCUGGAGGAAUUGAACUUGCACUUCUUCCAUUUAUCCUUGGAACCCUUGAACAGACGCCGCGACUUUCAACUAGAGAGGAUUUUGCAACACAUUGUCGAGAUAGAAAAUCUACCAAGAUUGAAACGGGUCAGGCUCCGUGGUAUAGGUACCAGGGAGGCAGAUUUACUUCAGUUCAUCAGGCGGACCGAUCCUAGCGAGCUAUCUCUAGAGUUUAUCAAGCUAUUAAAGGGUGGAUUUUCUUCAAUCAUCGAGUACUGCACCAGUGACCAGUCACAUCUUACUAGGUUGUAUCUUGACACUUUAUAUGAGCUAGAGGACCCUCAGACCAUUGGAAUGGUACUUUUCCCUCGGCAUGAGAAAGCGAGAACAAUAGUUUGUGAUAGGACCUGGCAAUUGCCUAAAGCUGAGAACUGGGAACAGAGUGGAGACGAUAUCAAAAAACCAAUCCUGUUCCUAGUGGACGGUCCGAUUGAAAUUGGCACUCCAGUGAAUGCGGCGCGUAGUUUCUGGACAGAUACGGAGUAUGGAGCUUGGUAG
Messenger RNA from Nannizzia gypsea CBS 118893, 1359 nucleotides. RefSeq lists its product as hypothetical. The transcript has a single exon. The coding region runs from base 1 to 1359 and encodes 452 amino acids. NCBI's taxonomy places the organism in Eukaryota, Fungi, Ascomycota, Eurotiomycetes, Onygenales, Arthrodermataceae. The record is from RefSeq and is a predicted model, not a curated record.